AUGAAUUCGAAGAUCCUUGUGGAUGGUAUAAGUGGAGUAAACAAUGGGCUAUGGACAAUUCAACCUAUCGGGCCUUUGGAGCCAAGGGAAUUGAACCGCACAGCGCACAAGGCUGUAGCGAUUGGUAUCAGAGCGAAGCAACUGGAAAGUUGGGCUGUUAGGCCACCACCGUCUCUAGUGGGUGUUUUGCUGUUGGAUGGCAUUCCUUGCCCUCCAUGGGGGACUACUUAA
Molecule: messenger RNA, 231 nt
Organism: Prunus armeniaca (apricot)
Lineage: Eukaryota; Viridiplantae; Streptophyta; Magnoliopsida; Rosales; Rosaceae
Source: the annotation of a GenBank genome assembly